AUGGAGUCAGACCCAGCAGUGACGAGUACUGUUUGCGAAGGUCUGUUACACCCAGAGAACAAACGGAACGUUCCUACUGAUAGUCAUAAUACAGUUAGAAAGUCUAAUAUCAUUUCAGACGACGGCCUUACCACCCAAAAGGCACCGUGGAGUGCUUUAAAUGAUGCAGAGACGGCGUCUAGAGUAGGCGAGUCGUCAAGGCGCAACAGCAAAUACGAUGAUAAUAUGCCUGUUCAUUCCGCCUGUUCCGAGUUCGAAAUCCCGGAGAUGGAGUUUGAUGAAUUUGAGUUGGAACUAGCUGCUGAAAAAGAGUUUUCGUCCGAUGAACAGUUGUUUGAAUCUGGUCGUAUGACACCAGAUGGGUUAAUCGACGAAGACUUUGAACGUGAACUUGGAUGCGCAGCUAAGGAGCUCAGUGUUCAAGAUGUAAUUGAUUCUGAUUAUCCAGAUAUUUCUCGGUUGGGUGUAUUACAAGGUGCAGGAGAUGAUAAACUCGGUCGUAAAAUAAUUGUUUUCUCAGCUUGUCGUCUACCAGCAGCUGAUUUAAUUGAUCAUCAACAUCUUCUAAUGUAUAUUACUAAAACAUUGGAACAAUAUGUCAGUAUUGAUUACGUCCUAAUUUACUUCCACUUCGGACUUACUAACAAAAAUCGACCUAAAUUUAAAUGGCUUGUUCAAGCUUAUAGAACGUUUGGGCGCAAUUUUCGUAAAAAUUUGAAAACACUUUACAUUGUACAUCCUACUACUGGUAUAAAAAUUUUAUGGACUCUCUUCAGACCAUUUAUCAGUUCUAAAAUGUCAAAUAAAGUGGUUUAUGCUGAAGCAUUAUCUGAAUUAGAAGAAACCUUAUUCGUUGAUCAAUUGCCAAUACCACAACGUGUUUUAAACUAUGAUAAAUCUAUUAUAAAAAAUCUACCACCAAGAUCUAUUCCAAAAAUUCAAAAAGAUUCUACUGCUCGAGUAUCUACACCUUAUAUACCAUCGCUGCCGGAUGCUGCUUCAGUGUUCUCUGGUGUAUUUGAAGAACAGUGCAAAGAUGUUACUCCAGAUCCUCAACAACAAUUUAAUGUUAGUUUACAAUUCAUCAAAAUGAAUAACGGCGGUCGACCUAUUCCUAUUGUCUUUGAAGAUACCAUCGAUUAUCUACGCGAUCGUGGUUUAACAACUGAAGGAAUCUUCCGUCGAUCUGUCAGUCUGAAACAAUUACGAGAUGUACAGAAUUUAUAUAAUAAUGGUGAAACUGUCGAUCUACGAGAUUAUGAUGAUCCUCAUUUGGCAGCUGUUCUAUUGAAAUCAUUUUUACGUGAACUUACUGAACCAUUAUUAACAUUUGAACUGUAUGAUGAAAUAUUAGGUACAAGUGGUCUGGGUGCCAAAGAAAAAGUUGCAUUAGCUAAAAAACUAAUUCUUAUGAAGUUACCUGACGAUAAUUACGAAAUAUUAAAUUUCCUAAUAAGAUUUUUAACAGAGGUCACUACUUAUUCUCAACAAAAUAAGAUGAAUGCAGCUAAUUUAGCUGUUGUAUUCGGGCCUAGUUUAAUUUGGUCACGGAAUCAAGCUUCAUUGACUGCCAUCGAUGUGAUUAAUGCAUUCACACAAAUACUAAUUACACAUUAUGAGUGUAUUUUCACUAAAUAACCAGAAAUUGAAUUAAUUGUCAUUUAUACAAUGUUCCAAGGACAUUUAUCAAAUAUUUCUGGAAAACAAAAGUAGUCUUCGUGGUUUAAACCUAUUUUGUGUAUUUCUCUUUUUUAAAAUCUCCAAACCCUUGUAAAAUUGUCUUUCCUUUACUGUUGUUUAACCACUUAUUAAUCCUAAUACUACUGUUAUUUGUUUUAAAUAGUAGUCGUGAUAUGUUUGUCAAGUAUGCUUCUUAUUUAUUUAUGUGAAUAUGAAUUUGGUUUGAUUGAUCUUUAUGUGAUUGACUCCAACAUUUUUUCAUGAUACUACAUUACCGUUAAAAUUAUGUGUGUGCAGGCACAUACGUUCACAUAUAACAAACACCCCCCUACAUACUACAAAUUCCUAUAGUUAGUUCAACAGAGAUGAGCUUGUUAAUUUCAAAUAUUUAUCUGUCAUUUAAAACAAUUUUUUGGUUUACUGUUUAAAAACCUUCGUUAUUUUGUCAGUCUUUCUUGUUUUGUUUUUCAGAUCUUUUAUCAAAACAGCUCACUUGAUUUUUACUUUAGUUAUAUUCCUCACUUUUUGUGAAGAUUUGCCAAUUUAGUUAAUUCUUAUAAAACCUUUUUUGUUUUUGGUGUUGUGACGGAGGAAAUCCAUGCCUAAAGUUUACGCAACGGCUGU
Messenger RNA from Schistosoma bovis, 2304 nucleotides. NCBI's taxonomy places the organism in Eukaryota, Metazoa, Platyhelminthes, Trematoda, Strigeidida, Schistosomatidae. The record is from the annotation of a GenBank genome assembly.